AUGGACUAUAUUGAUCAAUUCAUAACUUAUUCGAUAUUCAAUGGUAGAGAUGCAUUACUUCGAUGGGCUUGUGAACAAGGAAAAUUGAAUAAUAUUGUCAUUGUAAUUAAAAGGUUUGAUUAUGGAGGUGAGGGCAAGAGGAGACCUCGUGUAAUACUUGCUUGUGAGAGGAACGGUAACUAUAAGUCUUGCAAGUCUAGUGAGACAACUGAUAUAAGGUCGGAUGCAAAUAGUGAUAUGAAAAAAUGUGCUAGGGACACUGGUACCAAGAAAUGUGGAUGCCCAUUCUUGUUAAAAGGUGUCAAUAUUGGUGAUGGGGAUGAUUGGAAGUUGGAGGUGUUUUGUGGAGUACACAACCAUCCUAUUUCAGAUUAUCUUCAAGGUCAUUCAUUUGUGGGGUGA
Messenger RNA from Prunus armeniaca (apricot), 402 nucleotides. Lineage: Eukaryota; Viridiplantae; Streptophyta; Magnoliopsida; Rosales; Rosaceae. The record is from the annotation of a GenBank genome assembly.